AAAAAUCACAAUAUAGAAAAAUCGGAGAAAUGCUUUCACUUUUAUUUUUUGGUUGAGUGAUUGCAGAAGCUCUGCCUAGAGAGAGAGAGAGAGAGAGAGAGAGAGAAAAGGGAGAGUCAAGAAAGUCUUCUCCUUCACACCUCUUUAAUACGAUGGUGGAAGAAUCUUGCCUUUGACAACUCAUUCACAGCCCUCUCUUCUUAAAGGAAGGGUUGACUAGACUCUCGCGAGGAGGAAAAAAAAUUAGGGUUUUAUUUGGUCUUGUUUAACUUUAAGACAUGGAGGAGAUAGAAGGAACCAACAGAGCAGCUGUGGAGAGCUGUCAUAGAGUUCUUAACCUCUUAUCCAGCAGACCACAUCAACAAGAUCAUCUGUACGACAUGAGUUUAUUGUCUGAAACUAGAGAAGCUGUGUUUAGGUUCAAGAGAGUAGCCAAUCUGUUAAGCAGCAGCAGUGUGGGUCAUGCCAGGUUUAGAAGAGCUAAGAGACCUCAGACCCAUUUGUCUCAAACCAUCUUCCUUGAUCCUUGUCUCCAAAGAACAGAACUUACUUCAUCUCAGAAACCACCGGUGGUGCUCCGGUCUGAUUUGAGCUUGGGACCCGUUGAUUCCCUCACUUUAGGGACCCGGUCUUUCGGUUUGAACUCAAAUGCAAAAGCCCCUCUCCUCCAGCUUAACCAGCAGCAACAACAGCAGUUACAUGAACGGUUACAGGCUCAUCAGCAGCAUCAGCAGAGGCAUCAAGCUGAGAUGAUGCUUAGGAAGUGCAACAGCGGGAUGAGUUUGAGCUUCGAUAACUCGAGCUGUACAACUCCAACAAUGUCAUCCACUAGGUCCUUUAUUUCAUCGCUUAGCAUAGACGGUAGCGUAAACAACUCCUCCUCCUCCUUCCAUUUGUUGGGAGCUCCGAGUUCAACGGAUCAGAGUUCACAAUACUCUAAGAGGAAAUGCCUCAUGAGAGGUGCUGAUGAACAUGGUAGCGCUAAAUGCGGGAGAUCUAGCAGAUGCCACUGCUCUAAGAAGAGGAAACAUCGGGUUAGGAGAUCGAUUAGAGUGCCUGCUAUAAGUAACAAGGUUGCAGAUAUCCCUCCUGAUGAUUAUUCGUGGCGAAAGUAUGGUCAGAAACCCAUCAAGGGCUCUCCUUAUCCCAGGGGAUACUACAAAUGCAGUAGCAUAAGAGGUUGUCCAGCGAGGAAGCACGUUGAGAGAUGUUUGGAAGAUCCAGCAAUGCUUAUUGUUACUUAUGAAGCAGAGCAUAACCACCCCAAAAUGCCAUCUCAAACCGUGACAACUUAACUUUCAUUUUAUCAUGUGUGUUUGCUCCAAUAUUGUGAGAUAUAUGAUGGGAGCAGUGCUUUUGUUGGGGUGGAUUUGCUUUGUGAUAAGAGUUUACUGCAGUUGUUGGUUUUGGGUUAAAUGGGUAAGUGUAGGAGACCUUGUCAAGACUGUUUUGUUUCUCAAGUGUAUUGCUCUUUAUCUCAGUUUGGCAAUACACAACCAAAACAAUGAAGACUCGACCCAAA
Messenger RNA from Brassica rapa (field mustard), 1522 nucleotides. RefSeq names its product probable WRKY transcription factor 21. Gene Ontology annotation, molecular function: sequence-specific DNA binding; DNA-binding transcription factor activity. The record is from RefSeq and is a predicted model, not a curated record. Gene Ontology annotation, biological process: regulation of DNA-templated transcription. Lineage: Eukaryota; Viridiplantae; Streptophyta; Magnoliopsida; Brassicales; Brassicaceae.